UCGGUUGAAAUGCAAUAGAUUUUUGUCAAUACUUUUGAAUGAAUAAAGCAUUCAAUGAAUGAAUGAAUUAAUGAAUUAAUUAAUUAACUAAUUGUUUAUAAUAUUAAUAUAAUUGAAUUGAUUGGCAAUUAAGUGACAAUUGAUUGAGUGUUUAGUAAACAAUAGUUAUAUUGAAGGCAUGACUUUGAUUACAAACUCUGAGACUCCCAAUGAGUUCAAGUUAGACAAUGUGGCCAACGAUUGCAUUCAAUCGGUAAAGUUUGGCCAACACUCUAAUCACUUGUUGUUGUCGGCCUCGUGGGACUCAACCGUAAGACUUCAUGAUAUUAAUACCAAUACAUUGCGGACCAAAUACAACCACUCGGCCCCUGUCCUUGACUGCGCCUUUCAGGACUCUUGUCACGUAUGGAGCGGUGGUUUUGAUAAUCAGGUUAAGAUGUUUGACCUAAACUCGGGUACCGAAACAAUUUUGGGAUCACAUAACGCACCGAUACGUUGUGUUGAAUUUAGUGCUGAAAUUAAUGUUAUGAUAACCGCCGGAUGGGAUGCAAAUGUCAAACUUUGGGAUCCGAGAGCGCCGUCAGCGAGUGGUACUUAUGCCCAACCGGACAAAGUCUAUACAAUGGGUGUUAGUGGUGACAAAGUUGUGGUCGGAACUGCCGGCCGACGAGUUUUGGUUUGGGAUCUCAGAAAUAUGUCUUAUGUUCAGCAAAGAAGAGAAUCGAGUCUUAAAUAUCAAACCCGUUGUAUCCGAUGUUUUCCUAACAGACAGGGAUAUGUCUUGAGUUCAAUUGAAGGCAGAGUUGCCGUUGAAUAUCUGGACCCAAGUCCUGAAGUUCAACGAAAAAAAUAUGCAUUUAAAUGUCAUCGAAAUAAAGACAAUACGAGUGGCAUUGAAGUUAUAUAUCCGGUCAAUGCUAUCAGUUUUCACAGCGGAUACAAUACAUUUGCGACGGGAGGGUCUGACGGCUACGUCAAUAUUUGGGACGGAUUUAAUAAAAAGCGUUUGUGUCAGUUCCACAAAUAUCCUUCAAGUAUAUCAUCACUUUGUUUUUCAUCCGACGGACAAUAUCUGGCCAUUGCUUCCUCAUUCCUCUAUGAGAAUGAUGAGACCCGAGACAUACCUCCCGAUGCAAUAUUCAUUAGGAGAGUCACUGAUCAGGAGACUAAACCAAAAUAAUUAUCUUAUUUAAGCACUUCAUAUAUUGUAUUAUUAUUUACACAAUCACAUCAUUAU
Messenger RNA from Oppia nitens, 1237 nucleotides. It is a transcript of the gene Bub3, whose product is annotated as mitotic checkpoint protein BUB3-like. Bases 179 to 1180 code for a protein of 333 amino acids. The transcript is spliced from 2 exons. The record is from RefSeq and is a predicted model, not a curated record. NCBI's taxonomy places the organism in Eukaryota, Metazoa, Arthropoda, Arachnida, Sarcoptiformes, Oppiidae. Gene Ontology annotation, molecular function: ubiquitin binding. Gene Ontology annotation, cellular component: mitotic checkpoint complex; bub1-bub3 complex; kinetochore. Gene Ontology annotation, biological process: mitotic spindle assembly checkpoint signaling.